AAGAGAAGUGGAGUUGGGAGGGAGCGAUGUUGCGAAAGUCACCUAAAAAUUGGGGCGGGGAAAGGAGGCUACAGUUAAGAAGACGAGCAGGCUGCGGAAGUUACAGCGGAAAGGUUGGGAGGUCCGGUGGGUGCCCUAUCCCAGAGGAAAGGAAGAAGUGCCACCGCAGGAGUUUUCCCUUCUCUGUUUCUAGAAGGUGCUAUCCAAAAACAUGGAACUAAUUUAUCCAGCAGGGAUUAUAAUCCUUGGUUGCGUUGCUCUUUUAUUAUUCCUUCAGUGGAAGAAUUUGAGUAGACCCCCAUGCAUAAGGGGCUGGAUUCCUUGGUUUGGAGCUGGAUUUGAGAUUGGGAAAGCCCCUCUAGAAUUUAUAGAAAAAGCAAGAAUCAAGUAUGGACCAAUUUUUACAGUCUUUGCUGUGGGCAAGCGAAUGACCUUUGUUACUGAAGAAGAGGGGAUUAAUGUGUUUCUAAAAUCCAAAGAAGUAAAUUUUAAAUUAGCAGUGCAAAGUCCCAUCUAUCAUACAGCAUCAAUUCCAAAUAAUGUCUUCUUUACAAUGCAUGAAAAACUUCAUACCAUGAUGAAAGGGAAAUUAGGGACUAGCAACGUGUAUCGACUCACUGGACAACUGACUGAAGAACUUCAUGAACAGCUGGAGAAUUUAGGCCUUCACGGGACAAUGGACCUGAGCAACUUAGUCAGGCAUCUCCUUUACCCAGUCACAGUGAAUGUGCUCUUUAAAAAAGGUUUGUUUCCCACAAACGCAAAGAAAAUCAGUGAGUUCCGUCAGCAUUUUCAAGUUUAUGAUGAAGGCUUUGAGCAUGGGUCCCAGAUGCCAGAAUGUCUCCUAAGAAACUGGUCAAAAUCCAAAACAUGGCUUCUAGCACUUCUUGAGAAAAACAUGCCAGAUAUAAAAGCAUACAAAUCUGCAAAAGAUCAUUCCAUGACAGUCGUACAGGCUAUGAUGAACAUCAUAGAGAUGGAAAAAAAUGAACAAAACCAACCCAAUUAUGGACUCUUACUACUUUGGGCUGCUCUGUCCAAUGCUGUCCCUGUUACGUUUUGGACAAUUGCAUUUGUCCUCUCUCAUCCCAAUAUCUACAGGACCAUUAUGGAAGACAUAUCUUCUGUGUUUGGUGCAGCAGGUAAAGAUAAGAUUAAAGUGUCUGAGGAUGACUUGAAAAAACUCCUUCUGAUUAAAUGGUGUGUUUUGGAAUCCAUUCGUUUAAGAGCCCCUGGUAUCAUUGCUAGAAAAGUGGUGAAGCCGGUUAAAAUUCUGAAUUACACUGUUCCUUCUGGUGACUUGUUGGUGUUGUCUCCAUUUUGGCUACAUAGAAACGCAAAGCAUUUUCCUGAACCUGAAUCGUUCAAACCUGAACGUUGGAAAAAGGCAGAUUUAGAGAAGCAUGCUUUCUUGGACUACUUCAUGGCAUUUGGAAGAGGGAGGUACCAGUGUCCUGGAAGAAACUGUUUUUGAACAUCUCACCUGUGCCAGGCCCUCUGCUAAGCAUCAGAGAUCGAGCACUGAGGACGAUGGACAUGGUCCCGUACUUCAUAAAACUUACCGUCUACAUUAAAUAAGUCGCAUUUCUUCACUGCUGAUGAUUCUGUAGGAGAAAUGUUCGUACCUGUUUGUAACAAAAUCUCACUCAGUGAAUGUCCAAGUCAUUUAAAAAUCUUAUUUUGGAAAAAUUGUAGCUUCUUAACUGAAGAAGUCGAUCGUCUUCAUUGUUUGAACAGUAAUACCAAUCCAUCUUUGCAAUUAUGACUUACUCCACAGCAUCCAUUCUGCCCCUCCUUUGUUUUAUGUUUUGUAUUAUCAGUAUGCUUUUAGUAAUUUUCACCUCCCCCAAAAUGGUUUUAAUUAGUCUUAGCCAACCAUGGGAAGUCUAUCUUCCUUUUUAGAAUUUAUUCUAGGAGUCUGAAGGUAAGCAUAUUAGUGCCUAUAAUUUCCCUGGAGACAACUGUUUGUCCAGGGGUAGGUAGUUGACCUAAACUGACCAAUCAGACUGAAAGGACUUUUCUUCCACGGUUAGGAGAGAGGCUCAUUCUGUCCUCUCCCACUGAAUAUGGACAAGAAAGCAGGUGGCCCCAGUUGUUACUCACAGCGAGUUCAAGCAGCAGAAGCCUUAUGAUGGUGCAGAGUUUGUGGACAGCAGAGCAGAGAUAUGGAAAGAACCUGGGCCAUGUGAUGUCAUUGUGUCAGUGAAUCAUUGGUUUUGAGGAACUCUUCUACAUCCUGUUAUGUUAGAUUUUAAGUGUCAUUAUUUUUUAAGACAGUUUGAGUUGGACAUUCCAUUGUUUAGAGCUGAAGGCAUGCUGCCAUACCCACCAAAAAACUCCAAAGUUAAACAUUGUAAUUGAGUGUCAGAUACUUUAGGGGCAUAGGACAACAAACAAAAACAAUAAUAACAACAAAAACCCAUCAUGCUCAUCCUGUCUCACAUAUUACUUUGACUUCAGGGAACCAGUUCGUAAACCAGUAACACAUUUAUUAUUUUUGUCUCCUAUGAAAGUAUCAAUGUUCUAAAAGCAGCUCUUCUAAAAACAAUAGAUGUUCCUUUUUUCAGGUCCCUUUACAUAUGUUCCCAAUAGCAGCUAAAGAGUUUAUUAUAACCAUUUUUGAGCUAAGAGUAUUUUAAACCAAGAACUGAAAUACUUUGCAGUGAAGCAUGUAGUAUGGGCCAAUGGUCAAGGGUUAACUAAUGACUGUUGUUUCUAGGAGGGGCUGUUAUGACAUUACUGUAUCUUUUGAUGCUGAUAGACAUUUGCUUGAGUUUGACAGUAAAGUUUACAAUAGAAGGGAACCAAGACAUUUCAACUCCAUCAAUAGCAUCUUAUUUAUACAGAAACUGUACAUUUUUGAAUGGACUGGGCUCUUACUAUAUGGAAGGCAGUGUCCUGGGGACUGCAGGAGCUUCGGGUUAGAGUAAGACAUGUUCUCAGCCCUCAGGAGAUGAUAUCUAGGAGAAGGCAAGGAGGAUAACAAGUUCAUAAAUAAAGGCAAGGAAUGCAGGAUGAGAGAUGCCUGAGCACCACACUGUGGAGAUUUAAGAGAGAGGGUUCGUCUGGUGAGGGUGAUCUUAGAUUUCCUGGGCAAAGUGGCCUUUGAAGGGCUGAAUGAACUUCCAGACUGAGGAAAUAGAGUGAGCAAGAGGUCGUUAAGUACAGGAGUAUGUAGGUUAGGGGGUCAUGGUUUUCCUGCUAUUGGAACCAGAUUACAGGUAGUGGUGGGAAGUAAGACUGAAAAGGUACAUUAGCCCAAUUGGGAAGGCCCCUUAAUACCUGUUUUUGGAGUUGGCUCACAGCUCCCAAGGCACUAAGUGUUAAAAGGUGUAGGGUAGAGUGGAUUCGAGUGGGGCAUAAUUUAGGUUAUAUGGUCAUGCUAAUAUUCCAUGUGAGACAUAUGGAGUAGUAAAAUCUACCAGAUAUGGAAAAUAAUUAGAGGGAGGAUUUGAGGAAGACUGUGGCUUUGAAUCUAGGUAACUGGAAGAGAUGGAGGCAAUAGAGAAAUCAGGAGUGGGACCAAGUUUGGGGACAAGAUGUUGCUUUCCUUUGAAAACUUUUGAAUUUGAAGUGUAGCAAAAUGUGUUCAUAUAACCAAAAUCCAUAAGUUAAACAUGAAUGUCGAAUAAAUAUGACUUAAUAAACAUAAA
This is a messenger RNA of Equus quagga, 3653 nucleotides long. Its product is annotated as 24-hydroxycholesterol 7-alpha-hydroxylase. Bases 212 to 1474 code for a protein of 420 amino acids. The transcript has 11 exons. Gene Ontology annotation, molecular function: oxidoreductase activity, acting on paired donors, with incorporation or reduction of molecular oxygen; steroid hydroxylase activity; heme binding. Gene Ontology annotation, biological process: cholesterol homeostasis; bile acid biosynthetic process. The record is from RefSeq and is a predicted model, not a curated record. Lineage: Eukaryota; Metazoa; Chordata; Mammalia; Perissodactyla; Equidae.